Molecule: messenger RNA, 1040 nt
Organism: Nilaparvata lugens (brown planthopper)
Lineage: Eukaryota; Metazoa; Arthropoda; Insecta; Hemiptera; Delphacidae
Gene: COX7B
Exons: 3
Coding region: 612-902 (96 amino acids)
Source: RefSeq, a predicted model, not a curated record
CCUCUUGAGACUGCAACGUUUCUGGUACUCCACUGCAGGUAUGCUGGUUCCCUUAUGCUGCCUUCCAUUGUUUCUCAAGUAAAGUGAGAAAAUAUCUUCAAAUUAUGUAUAAUGGAAAAAAAACAUUGUUAUUGAAAUUUCAAGAAUCAUAUCAGUUCACAAUUAUUAAAUUUAUUCAAUUGAGCUGAUAAGCCAAUAAUCUGAAGUUGGGAUACUGAAUACUGAAAAAAUCUGGUAACUGAUAAUCAGAACAACAAAUAAAUCAUAAAAUAUCGGAAAAUCAACUCCAAACCUUGAUAAUUUCACCAAUUCACACUUGAUUCAUUCAUUCAUUCAGUCAAACUAUAAUUUAAUAACAAACUGUAAAGAUAUUCUAUCUAAUUAUCACCAAACUAAUAGCUGACUACUUUCAACUCUUGCAAUUUCGACUCUUCAAAUAGUGUUGUUUUCAAAAAGUGUUUACUCAGAGUCAGUUUGAUUGUCAUCUUCACAUCGCAAUAUCACAAUCAAAAAGGCUCUGAAUUUUGUCCUCAGCGAGCUGAUAAAAGUUAUUUGGGUUAAUAACUUUUCUUCUGCUUCAUAUUUCCAAGAUUCUAUUUAAUUAUAUCAAAAUGUUUUCCUCCGUGGUACGUCCAUUGACCAGAAAAGUCCUUGCCCGAUCAGGACAAUCUAACUCAGUGAGGCAAUUAGCUCAUGAGCCAGCUAAGAGUGGCUCCUGCCUCAUGGACCAACUUCCAGUACCAGAAGGAUCCUGGGAAGCUAACUACAAAGCCCAAAAUGCAAAGUACAACAUGCAAUUACUCGCUGGUAUUGGAUUUUUUUUGGCAACCCUUGCUUUUGGUGAAUACAAUGGAUACUUCUAUGCGGGAGCGAGGCUUCCAGAACUACCCAAAAAGAAUUGAAGUCUUAUUGAAAACUAACUUAGUUUUUUAGCCUCGUAUAAAAUGGUAAACUGAGAUGUUCCAUAAAGUGUUGCUUCAGAACUUGUACAUACUAUAGCCUCUUAAAAUGUGAAGAUUAAAAUUCCUGUUCCAAAAAUG